AGAAGUGGACCACGGUCAGUCGUUUUCCAGCUUUAGAGAGGAUAUCCUCAAACUGUUGUUGACUUGUCGCUUCCACGAGAUUCGCCAUCUUUUCUUCUCCUUGAGCUUUUUCCGCUGCCGAUCUGACGUCACUUCCGUGUAGCCUAGUAGCACGAACCGGAGGUAAGAACUACCGGAAAGUUUUCUGUUAUCGGGAGAUAAAAACCAGCUGCGCGUCCCGGAUAAGUUGCAACGACAAACAGGAUCACCAUGGCAGAACAAACGUCUGACAUAGAAGUGACGGUGAAAACACUCGACUCCCGGAGCAGAACGUACACGGUUGGUUCUCAGCUGACGGUGAAAGAGUUCAAGGAGCACAUUGCCCCCUCAGUUGGCAUCCCUGUAGAUAAACAAAGACUCAUCUACCAAGGCAGAGUGCUGCAGGAUGAACGGACGCUGGCAGAUUACAAUGUGGGCGGAAAGGUGAUCCAUCUUGUGGAGCGGGCCCCGCCUCCACCCUCCCAGGCUGGCUCAGGGUCAGGGGGCACUUCAGCCGACAGCGGGCCAUCUUCAUCCUCCCAGGGAACGUCACAGGUGCCACACGAUCGCAAUGCUAACAGCUACGUUAUGCUAGGUACAUUCAACCUGCCUGUGAACAUCAUGGAUCCCCAGCAGAUACAGAUGACAGUCCAGCAGAUGGUGUCUGGAAUGGGAGAGAAUGCCAGAGUCACCACCAGCUCCGGGACCAACGGGUCGGUCAACGUCCACAUCGACAUGGACCAGCCCAUCCAGAGCGAGCCCAGGCUGAGGCUGGUGUUGGCAGAAAACCUGCUGCGAGAUGUUAAUAAUGUCAUCAACAGAAUGGAGGGUCGGACAAGUGACUCCUCCCAAACUGAGACAACAUCUGCUGCUGCCCCUCCGCCACCUCCCUCUUCUUCAUCCACCACUUCCACUCCAUCUCCAUCAGCCCAGCCUAUGGACACCUCCCCACCACCAACAACCCCCCCACCUCCUUCCACUUCUUCUGCUGAGUCCGAGGGACCAACUCCACAACCCGGACCCCAUCAUCCCAGUCCAGCUGAACUGGCAGAGAUGCUGUCUGAACUGCGGCGAGUUGAAGAGAGGCUGCAGCCUUUUAUCCAGAGGGGUCACACUAUUCUGGAGACGGCCACCACGGCAGAGUACAACAACAACACGGAAAGAGAGGAAGACCAAAGAACACUCUUCCAGAUUUGUGAGUGUUUUCGUCUCCUUGGCAACGCCCUGGUUGCCCUGAGUGACCUGCGGCUGAACCUCAUGACUCCAGUCCCUCGUCACCUUCAUGUGAUGCGGCCAUUUUCUCACUACACCAGCCCCGUCACCCUCCCUGGAGCCGUGCACCAUCACAUCCCAGUGCAAAUGAACUUGGGUGCCACAGUGACUGUUGCAGGUAACAGCACUGAGGGACAAACUCCGCCCACCCAGCCAGCCAGCCAGUCGGAGCAGGCAGGUCAGGGACAGACCUCCCCCUCACAGACUACCCCGUCCAAUCAGCAGGCUGGACAGGGACAGGCUGGCCCCCGGGUCAUCAGGAUCAGCCACCAGGCAGUCCCGGUGGUCAUGAUGCAGAUGAACACGGACGGCCCAAGUGGAAACUCAGCUGCAGGUACUCCACAAAUGCCCGGACAGCCAGGUGCCGUCCCUCCUGACUUUAUGAGGAAUCUGAUGCAGCAAGUCAGCCAGUACGCCACCGCCUUUGCCACAGCUCCCACUGGUCAGCCAGUCCCUCCUCAGCCCACCCCUCCCAACACCACACCCACCUCCUCAGCUACUACCACUGGUCCAAACACACCCACCACCACCCCUACUGCCCCCCCACCACCUUCCCAUGCUGGCCCCCAGCAGCCCCUGGCCAGAGUUGUGUUUACCCGACCCCCCUUUGGCUCCAACAUGCCCCCUCCAGCCUUCGGGCCUCGGGGAACCACCAUCAACGUGAGGGCUGCCAUGCCGGCCCAGCAGCCAGGACAGGCUUUCAACCCUGCUGCUCUGAACCAGAUGAUCAGUGGACUGGUGGGACAACUCCUGCUGCCGGGACAGCUGGCUGGUCAAGCAGUCACGUCCAACUCCUCUACGUCCACUUUUACAACCACUUCAUCCUCUUCUUCCUCCUCCUCUGAAACCUCUUCCUCCUCUACCUCCUUUACGUUUGCUGCCACUGGUCCAACGCCUCCUCCUGCUGCCAGUGCUGCUUCUACUCAGAACCAAGCAGGGACCACCAGUGGCGAGCCUCAGGACUUGGCACCGGAUCUCCGUCAGCUCCUCGGUUCCCUCCUAGGGAUGGCUGGAGGGGCAGGUGGUGGCCCCACAGGGGCCCCCUCAAUCACAGUCACCACAUCCGGUGUUCCAGCCUUCUUCCAGGGAAUGACUGAAUUCAUGCAGCAGGCCUCCCAGCCCAUUUUCUCCCCUCCCCCACAUCCCUCUGGUACCGCUCCAGCUCCUGGGUCAGAACCCAACACAGCAGGAAACCCCCCUACAGCAGCCACCGCUGGCGCUGAGUCCCUGAACCCAGAGCUGUUUACGGGCAUCGUCCGCGGUGUCCUCAGUACUAUGAUGGGUUCUCUGGGUCAGGCUCAGAACGACACGGAGAGCAUCGCUCAGUUCAUGCAGAGGCUCUCUCAGGCCACCAACAUCUUCAUUAGCCCUGAAGACCCAACAGGGUUCUUCGGAGAGCUGCUGAUGCUGGUGUGUCAGACCUUCACCAUGUCUGAUCUGGUGAUGCUGCUUCACGGCCAGCACCAGCCCCUGAGCCGGAUCCAGCCUCAGCUGUCCCAGUUCUUCACCCAGAACUACCUCAACGGCAGAGAGCCCACCGAUGAGAACAUCACUGCUGCUGCCGACACGCUCGUCAACGAGCUGGAGGAGUACAUCACAGAGAGCUUUAGAGAGUCCUCAGUCACUGUGUUGGACGGCGUCGACGUCACACAGACCAACAUGUCUUUUUUCAGACAGCAGCUGACUCAAAUUGCCACACACAUCCUGCGCUGCACAGACGAGACGUUUGGGCCCAGGCUCCUGCAGAUGUGUAACCAGGCUCUGUUUGAGUGUCUCGCCCUCAACAUGCACUGCCUUAGAGGAGACCAGCGAGCUCUAACGGCCGUCAUCAACCACAGAAUCCGGAGGAUGUCGAGUGACAUCAGCCCCAGUCUGGUGAACUGGAUGACCAGUAUGAUGACCAUGAGGCUGCAGGUCAUCCUGGAGCACAUCCCCGUGUCUCUGGAGCAGAUCCAGAGCUACAUCGUUUACACACAGAUGGAUCCGACUUCUGGGAGUAGCACACAGGGAGCUGAGCGGGCUCAAAGCGAAACGAUUGGGGACACCCUCUCACCUGCUGCAGCCACCACAGCAGAGGAAGCCAUGUCUGUGUCCCGCGACAUGGCGUCAUCGUCACGUGAGAUGAGGGCGUUACCCACAGACCUGGGAGCCUCGGGUGGAGCCGCGCCGUUAGGUGGAGACAUGGCAGCGGCGGGAGCAGAGGGAGGCAACGAGGAUUCUGAAGGAGAGUCUGAAACCUGGGCUGCCGUGGUACCUCCUGAGUGGGUUCCCAUCAUCAGGUGUGACAUGAUGACGCAGAGGAAGAUGAAGGCUCAGCCCCCGCUCUCUGACGCCUAUCUCCACGGCAUGCCGGCUAAACGCAGGAAGACGGGGCAGGGCAGCGGCAGCCUCCUCUCUCUCUCUGACGCGGUGAGCCAGGCAGCCAGGACCGCCGGGGUAAGGCCGAUCACGUCGGUCGAGCAGCUGCAGGGAGAUCUGGAGACCGAGGAGGUGAAGGAAGCCUACUCGGAGCAGGUCAAAGCUGAUGUGAAGAAGCGACUGAGGGAGGAUCCUGACUUCAGUCCUCAGAAGUUUCCCAACGCCCACAGAGCCUUCUCCUCCGACCCCUGAUCCCGACUGAUCCCUGAACAUUAAACCUGUUUUUCUCCGUCAGCUACAUUCUUUGGAUCUUUAUUAUAGAAGGAGAGAGCAGCUGAAGCUUGAACCUUCUGUCUGAUGCUGCUGUUUUCAGCCAACAGAGAACCUCUCUGGAGGAUUUUUACACAAACAGACCUUUGGUUUAGAACUCGUAUUGCUGUAACAGGCAGCAUAAGCCGAGUCAGCUGUUGGGUCUCCAAACAGAACCAGAGUGGUUCUGCGUUGGCUGAAAAGCUCCAGCUGCGCGUCCAGGUCGGAGUUAAUUUAUGUUCUGCUCCUGAAAUGGUCUCCAUACUGAUUAUUACUGAUCAAAAUAAACGCAUCAUGAUGGUUCUGUGGGAUUGCUAGUGCCACCUAGUGGCGGUGAUGCAUACGCACACCUAAACAGGGAUUUUUUUUAACUUAAAAUAAUCUAAAUUGAGUUUUUAAUCAGAGUUCACAACAGCUUUAAUAAAACUCUCCAGCCCAAAUUCUGCUAAGAAAUAAAAUAAUCUUCCUGUUUUUGUUCACAGGAGUUUAACAUCGAUGCUUCAAAACAACCUGAGUCCGGUUUUGGGUCUGAACACGUCGACUAGAGAAUGUAGUUAACGGGAAGUUUGUUUUAAUGACCGAUGCUCCUCAGUUAACAGAAACAAUAAUCAUCAGAGAUCUGCUGCUUCUGCACCGCUAACACACAGUUUCUUGUUUUUAUUUAUUGCUUUGUGGUCCAACUCUUACAGAAAGAACCCUAAACGCUCCUAAUUAAAGAGCUCUAAUCACCAGAUUUAUGUUUCAGUCUGACUGUGUUUGAACUUUGGUGCUCCUCUUUUCCUCCGGUUUUCUUCUGGGGCCCAAAUCUUCAUCUUCCUGAUCAUCUUUCCUCUUCUUCCUCGAUCACAGAAAACUUUCAUGUGUUGUUUGGUACAUGAAUGUACAGCAAGCUUAAUAAAGAAAUACACACCAA
Molecule: messenger RNA, 4870 nt
Organism: Nothobranchius furzeri (turquoise killifish)
Lineage: Eukaryota; Metazoa; Chordata; Actinopteri; Cyprinodontiformes; Nothobranchiidae
Gene: bag6
Product: BCL2 associated athanogene 6
Cellular component (GO): BAT3 complex
Molecular function (GO): polyubiquitin modification-dependent protein binding; misfolded protein binding
Source: RefSeq, a predicted model, not a curated record